Messenger RNA from Gaeumannomyces tritici R3-111a-1, 1743 nucleotides. RefSeq lists its product as hypothetical. The record is from RefSeq and is a predicted model, not a curated record. Bases 1 to 1743 code for a protein of 580 amino acids. Lineage: Eukaryota; Fungi; Ascomycota; Sordariomycetes; Magnaporthales; Magnaporthaceae. Gene Ontology annotation, biological process: proteolysis. Gene Ontology annotation, molecular function: tripeptidyl-peptidase activity; serine-type endopeptidase activity. The transcript is spliced from 4 exons.
AUGCGUUCGCAUCUGCAGCGAGCAGAAGUGAUCAACUACGAUGCGUGCCCGGACAGGAGUCGUUCGGGUUUUCACCGCUCGUCUGCACUGCACAAGCAUGCGAGCGCCAUCCUCGGCUUCCUCGCCGCCGCCCUUGCGGCAGCGUCACUAGCAGCGAGUGCCCCAGCAGGGAACGAGCGAAGCCAUGACAUCACAUCCGCAGCCGGCCCGGCCCCGCCGACAAGCCACGUCCUCCAUGAGGUGGCGCCGCCGGCUCGGGGCACCUGGAGGCGGCACUCGCGGCUGGACGGGCGCGCGACGCUCUCGAUGCGGGUCGGGCUGACGCAGCGCAACCUCGAGCGGGCGGCCGAGUUCAUGGCGGCCGUGUCGCACCCGUCGUCGCCCGAGUACGGGCGGCACUGGAACGCGGAGCUGGUGGUCGAGACGUUCGCGCCGGAGCGGCACCGGGUCGAGGCGGUGCUGCGGUGGCUCGAGGAGGAUGGCGGGAUCGCCAGGGGCAGGGUCCGACUCAGCAGCGGCCGCAACUGGCUCGCGUUCGAGGCGACGGCGGGAGAGGCCGAAGCUUUGCUGCGGACCGAAUACCACGUUUACAGCCACGCGGGCCACGGGGCGAGACACGUCGCCUGCGAGGGAUAUCACCUGCCAGAGCACAUGGUUGAACACGUCGACAUCGUAACGCCGACGGUGCAUUUUGACGGGAGGGUGAGGGAGGGGAGGAUGGGGAAGCGGGUGGCGCUGUCUGGAGAGGGGCACGCAAAGCUACUUCUAUCCCGGCAAGACACGGAGGCAGGGACAGCAGCAACGGCAACGGCAUGGCCGGUUCUGGCUGACACGCAAGGGAAGAAGGAGGGCCGUCCUGGGCUUUUGGGGAAACCAAACUCGGGAUUUCAUCCCAAGCGGGAUGACAUGGUUGACGGCUCAAACCUGGUGCUGGAGCUGAGCAGCUGCGAUGCCAUGAUCACACCGCAGUGCCUACGCGCCCUCUGCUCGCUCCCACCCGGCGAGACGGCAGUCGGCGGCAACACGCUGGGCGUAAUCGAGUACUCGCCGCAGGCGUUCCUGCAGGAGGACAUGGACAUGUGCGAGUGCUGCGGCUUCGACGGCGGCGGCUCCAAGGACCCCAACGUCGACGGGCAGUACCCCCCUCGAGUGGGAUGCGGCACGCCGGCCAUCACCAACGUGCUGUCAACCAGCUACGGCUACAACGAGGCGGACCUGGGCGACAAGUACGAGCAGCGGCAGUGCCUCGAGUACAUGAAGCUCGGGCUUCGGGGCGUGUCGGUUGUUUUCUCGUCCGGAGAUUCGGGGGUGGCGGGCAACGGCAACAUGUGCGUGGAUCCGAUAACGGGUGCAUAUGUCGAGGGCACCGCCAACAGCACCUCGGGCAUCUUCAACCCGUCUUUCCCCAGCACCUGCCCCUGGGUGACAUCGGUCGGGGCGGCGCAGGUGCUGAACGGGUCGACGGUACACACGCCCGAGAGCGCGUGCGAAACGUCGGCACCUGCCUUCGCAUCGAUGCUGACACUCAUCAACGAAAAGCGCAUGGCGGCGGGCAAGUCGGCGGUCGGGUUCGUCAACGCGGUGCUGUACGAGCACCCAGAAGCACUCAACGAUAUCACCAGCGGCAAGAACCCAGGCCGCGGCACUGAGGGCUUCGAGGCCGUCCAAGGAUGGGACCCUGUGACAGGGCUGGGGACGCCCAACUACCACAAAAUGCUGGAAUUGUUUAUGGGAUUGCCGUAG